Suillus clintonianus is the source of this 564-nucleotide messenger RNA. RefSeq lists its product as uncharacterized. The annotation marks the transcript as partial. The transcript is spliced from 5 exons. The record is from RefSeq and is a predicted model, not a curated record. Lineage: Eukaryota; Fungi; Basidiomycota; Agaricomycetes; Boletales; Suillaceae.
UCUCUCAAAUGGACGUGUGGACAGCUCUUCCUGAAGAGCCGCAUGCUCCACCAGCAGUGUGGCGUUAAUUCCUGGAAUGCAUUUGUUAGGGCAAAGUUGAAUGAAGUGAAUCAAGAUCGAGAGCAAGGUGACCGCAUCAAACUCACAAGAUUUAUUGCCGAGAACAAAGACGAGCUCACUCGUGCACAUGCUCGAUUGUCUUCUGCUGAGAAAUGGGUCUACAAUGCCCAAGUCAUUGAAGCACGCAAGCAGAAGAAUCGAGUGGCACGCGCUAAUCCCAAGGCCAUUCUACACGACAUCAAUGCAACUUUUACUUCUAUGGACCGCGAGGCAUGUAUUCUAUUAUUAUUGUUCGCAGCAGCAUUGAGGAUCUUUCAGAGCCGAAGUUACGAGCACACUGCACCUCACCGCCAACGUCCAUUAAAUAAGCUUGUAAGUGAGUGCCGUACUUUUAUUCAGGAAGGCCUUGAUUCAAUCACCCUCGAGACGAACAUCAGACACAAAGUGAAAAUGAAUUAUACCAACUACGAACGCAAUAUCGUCGAGCGCUGUGGCAUAGCCCUG